GGGCCGCCUGGUUGCGCCCUUCAACGCAUUCCUUCCCUUCUGCCAUCAACCUCUGGCCUUCUUUGCAUUGUAUCUCUCCCCAUGGAUAGUGUGGAAUCAUGAUGGCAAAAUACUUCUUUUUCGGUCUCCUUUUAACGGCUGCCAGUGCCAGCAGCAGCGCCUCUGAUCUCGAAGGUACUUGGACGACCAAGUCCCGCCAGGUUGUGACAGGUCCGGGAUUCUACGAUCCAAUUAAUGACAAAUUUCUCGAACCGAAUCUCACUGGAAUCUCAUACUCGUUCAGUGCGGAUGGCCAUUACGAAGAAGCAUACUAUCGGGCCAUUGCCAAUCCCCAGGAUCCUUCCUGCCCCAAGGGGAUUAUGCAGUGGCAGCACGGCACCUACACAGCAAAUAGUGAUGGAUCUCUGGACUUGACUCCGAUCGCUGUCGAUGGACGCCAGCUCUUAUCAGAUCCCUGUUCGUCUCCGCAGGGCGCCUACUCAAGAUACAAUCAAACGGAGCACUUUGAGUCCUUCACUGUUUCGGUAGACUCAUAUCAUGGUGUCCAACGCCUCGACCUUAAGUCCUUCGAUGGAUCGCCGAUGCAUCCAAUGUAUCUUGUGUACAAACCGCCGCAAAUGUUACCCACCCAGACCCUGAAUCCCGUUGGCUCCGGCAAGGGUAAACGCCAGGUUGGAGGGGAUGCUGGUGGUCGAUUCAACAUAAAGCACCUAGUCAACAGCGAGAAGGUUGGCGACCCUAACAAUUGGUUAUGGCUCGGUAUUUUCAUGACCGCACUCGGGGGCAUCACCUUGCUCCGUUCAUAGAUGGCUACGAAACUUGCACGUUACAAUCACGGCGCGACACGAUGGACGGAAGGUGCAUGAACGGAUCUGGAGUUCGGAAUAUUGAUGGGAGGGAAUCGGGACGGGAUGAACAGGAACGGUAAUACUGGGAAUGGCAUAGGGUAUGGCGCUAGGAACUUCUUCGCUUGGAAAGUCUACAUGGUCUCUCACAUGAGGGCACUCUAAUUUGCUGUGUAGCUUGUUUGUUUUUAUACAUUGUAUCACAUUCAAUCCCUACGAACUGAUCAGGAAACUUCCUCUGGCG
This is a messenger RNA of Aspergillus sclerotioniger CBS 115572, 1089 nucleotides long. RefSeq lists its product as uncharacterized. Lineage: Eukaryota; Fungi; Ascomycota; Eurotiomycetes; Eurotiales; Aspergillaceae. The coding region runs from base 99 to 806 and encodes 235 amino acids. The transcript has 4 exons. The record is from RefSeq and is a predicted model, not a curated record. Gene Ontology annotation, cellular component: endoplasmic reticulum membrane; endoplasmic reticulum. Gene Ontology annotation, biological process: 'de novo' protein folding.